UUGGUGCUUGAUCGCCAUUUUAUAUCAAUAAGUUGUAGUUCGUGAUAAUUGUUGAAUAAAAUAUUUUUAUUUGUUUUUAAAUAAUAUAUCAGUGGCUUUACAAUUGUAAAAUGGUGUAAAGAUAAAAUUUCGUCAUGUUGAACUGUUCACCUAUGAAAAGGAAAAGGCGAACUGUAGUUAAUAAUAUGAUGGAAGUAUUUGAAAAUGUUUUGUUAAACGCAUCAGAAUUUAUUAAAGGACGUCUGUUUUUUGUGUCAUUAAACACAGACGUAAAACCGAAAUCUACUCCAUCAGUCCAUUAUUUUACAAUCGAUACAGAAUUAAAUUAUGAUAGUUUCUACCUAGACUUUGGGCCUUUAAAUUUGGCCAUGCUGUAUCAUUAUUGUGUGAAGUUGAGAAGAAAACUAAGCAACCCAGCUUUCCAUAACAAAAAGAUUGUACAUUAUACAGGUGCAGACGUGCAAAAACGAGUAAAUGCUGCUUUUUUAAUUGGUGCAUAUUCUAUUAUAUAUCUCAAUUAUGAACCAGAACAAGCAUACGAGGUUCUGAACCAUGACUCGACAAAAGAUUAUCUAAAAUUCAGGGAUGCUUCUAUUGGAGAGCCAUACACAUUAAGUCUUUUAGACUGCCUGAAAGCAGUAAAGAAGGGCUUGCAUUUUGGGUUUUUUAAUUUUGACAAUUUUGAUUUUCUCGAAUAUGAACAUUACGAAAGGGUUGAAAAUGGAGAUUUCAACUGGAUCCUUCCCAAUAAAUUCAUUGCAUUUUGUGGACCUCAUAACAGAUCUAAGUUGGAUAAGGGAUAUCCAAUUCACUCUCCGGAGACAUACUUUGCCUAUUUUCGAAGGCACAAAGUAACGACCAUUAUUCGAUUAAAUAAGAAGGCCUAUGACUCGAAUAGAUUUGUUCAGGCUGGAUUCGAUCAUAAAGAUCUGUAUUUUGUUGAUGGAGGCACACCUAGUGAUAGAAUAUUACAACAUUUUAUAAGUGUAUCUGAAAACGCAAAGGGCGCAUGUGCAGUGCAUUGCAAAGCGGGUCUGGGAAGAACAGGUUCUUUAAUUGCUUGUUAUAUAAUGAAACAUUAUAAAUUUACGGCUGAGGAAGCAAUUGCAUGGAUAAGGAUCUGCAGGCCUGGAUCUAUAAUUGGUCACCAACAAAGUUGGUUGCAAGAGAAACAAAAACAAAUGUGGGAAGCUGGGGAAGUUUAUCGCAAGAAAAACGGAAUUACUGGAAUUCCAAAGCAUACAGUAGGAAUAUACAGUUUAUCGGAAUUAAAUAGAAAAAAGAGCCACGACAAUGUUACUGGAAUUGUAAAAAAAGUUGACUGUAUGGAAAUAAAUGAUCCGGACGAAGAAUUUGAAGAAAAUACUAUAACUCAAGGGGACAAACUAAAUGAAAUUAAAGCUCAGAGAAGUAAAGCUAAGCCUCUUGGAACAAGUCAGACAGAACGUUUACGUAGAGUACAUGUUUCUAGCAGUCCUACAAGUCAGACUGUUUUAAGGGGAGGUAAAAUUCUUACCAGUUCUUCAUCGAAAAUUUCAGGAUCCACUAGUAAUCGGGUGGUCGCCAAAAGAAUUGAAACAAAAGAGCCUCAACCAGUAAAGCGCAGUAGCACAAGAAAGUUAGCUUCUCCUAUCACCACUUCAGCUAGUGAGAAGCUGCAUCUAAACGAAAAACGUCAAAUUGUAAAGAAAAGUCCUCUGUCUCGUUUAACAAAAAAUGGAGUAGCUUACCAAAACGGUACAAGUUUAAAAAAUAUUUCACCUGACGAAAAACAAAUGAAACGGGGUAAGAGGACACUUGCUUUAGAAAAGGAUAAAGCAAGUCCUAGAUCUGUUAAAGUGUUGCGUCGUUCUCAUGUACUGGCAUUAAGCCUAAAGGAUUGUGAAAAAACUGAAGGUAAAUUACGAUUACCUUCGGUUAAACUGAACAAAACCCUUUAACUAUGCAUUGUACAGGUAAAUGUUUAAAAUGUGCAUAAAAAUUGUAACUAUAUAUUUAUAAAAUUUAUUUUUAGAUAGACUGUUAAGGUAAAUAUAAAUAAUAUUUUAUAUUUACCUUGAUCUCAGUAUCAAAUUUAUAUUGAACUAUUUGUGAAGUACAAGAUUAUUUUAAGUAAUGGUUGAACUUUAUUAUUUAGGGUUAAAGUUUAUUAUUAGUUCGUUAAAACUAGUAUGUACUUUAACCUUGAAUAUAUCUGUCUUUUGAUAAACAAGGUGGUUCAAAUUUUGCAAAAAAGCCUGCUCACUAUUAUAUAUGUGUGAUAUACACAUCAAAAGAAAUUGUACGGGCAAAAUAUUUGGUCUGUUCUUUUUUUUAAUAUAUAGGUAUGUUAUAAAAUAAGAAAUUGCAGCCAUCCACCCAUUAUAUUAAGAAAAAGUACAUAUAAUCUCUUAGAAAAAAAAUUCUUAUAAAUGUAAUCAUGUGAAAUUGUUACAUUGACAAGAAUUUUAUUUAUGUAAUUAAAAUACUACAUAUCAUAUUUUAACAACUUUACAACCUUUAGAUAUUGUUGAUUUUUUAAUUAAAAUACAUUAUAUCGAAUAAAUUCCAAUUUAUUUGCAAUAAAUUAUGUAAUGGAAUAUAUUUUUUUUAUUUGGGAAAAUAGGUUUUGUGUUACUCAUAUAAAUAUGCUAAUAUUAAAAAUUUGAAUCAUCGUACUUACACUGAAUAUUGAAAAUGUAUUAUUUUUAUAUGUCGCCACUUCAUCACUGUAUUUAUUAUACACACGUUGUUAAUUGUAAAUAGUUUAGAAUUUAGAAAUAUUUUUCAAUUAUAUUCUUUAGAUCUUAGGCAUUUAUUAUUUUUUUAGUUGUUAUCUUAUAUGAGUAAUACUUUUUGGUGAAGUGCUAUUCAAAAAAAAAAUGUUUAAAUAUUGCCACUAUUUUAUGAUUGUUACUUUUUUAAAUUAUACUCCAUGAUUUUAGAACAUUUAAUCAAACAGUGCUAUACAGAAACAUUUUUAAUUUCUGCAACUACACAAGGGUUAUGUGGGUGGUAUUAGGUUUUUUAAUUUACAUGUACUUGUAUGGGACGUCCUGAAAUAAGUACCCGUUAAGAAAAAUUCUUAUGAAGACAUGCUUUAAAUCUGUUCAACUUCAAGAUACAAGCUUAAAUGCGUCCUAUACUUUAUAUCUUAUGUACAUAAUUUUCAUUCUUAACAAUUACUUUUCGGGGGAUACCUUGUACAUAUACAAUCUACAGAUUUUAAAUUUGGUAGCUAAAAGCUGAUAUGUGAAAAUGAAUCUUAUCCAGCAUUUUCCAAUUUUUUUAGAUUAUGGCAACAAAAGUUUUUAGACAUUUAAAAUGAGAAAAACAUUCCAUUGGAGUAAU
This is a messenger RNA of Anoplophora glabripennis (Asian longhorned beetle), 3330 nucleotides long. RefSeq names its product dual specificity protein phosphatase CDC14A. NCBI's taxonomy places the organism in Eukaryota, Metazoa, Arthropoda, Insecta, Coleoptera, Cerambycidae. Bases 135 to 1940 code for a protein of 601 amino acids. The transcript is spliced from 8 exons. Gene Ontology annotation, biological process: regulation of exit from mitosis; cilium assembly; protein dephosphorylation. Gene Ontology annotation, cellular component: kinociliary basal body; nucleolus; mitotic spindle. The record is from RefSeq and is a predicted model, not a curated record. Gene Ontology annotation, molecular function: protein tyrosine/serine/threonine phosphatase activity; protein serine/threonine phosphatase activity.